UGUUGUAAUGUAUCUUUCUAUGAAUAGUACAUAGUCAGUAAAUAUUUUUCAGUAUUGAAGGAGACUUAUUCAAAGAGGAUAUCUAGUACAGAGUAAAAAAUGCUCUGGAUCUUAUUCCUCUCAACCAUCCUUGGUUUAAGUUCAAGCCUGGAGAAUGGUUUGGUCCGAACACCUCCGAUGGGUUGGAUGUCAUGGGAGAGGUUCCGUUGUAACACUGACUGUACAACUUAUCCUGAAGACUGUAUCAGUGAAAGAUUAUUCCGCGAGAUGGCGGACAUGUUGGAGGUUGGAGGUUACAAGGAGGUUGGGUACCAGUACAUUAUCAUUGACGACUGCUGGCUAGACCACACCAGGGAUAAGGAUGGAAAACUGCAACCUGACCCUCAAAGGUUUCCGUCCGGGAUACGCAACCUGUCCGAUUAUGUUCACAAACUGGGAUUAAAGUUUGGAAUUUAUGAGGAUUAUGGGAAUCUAACCUGCGGAGGAUAUCCAGGAGUUUUGGGACACAUGGAAACCGAUGCAAAUACGUUCGCAGACUGGCAGGUUGAUUAUGUAAAGCUGGACGGAUGUUACUCAGACCCUGAUACUAUGAUAACAGGAUACCCAGAGUUCGGCAGAUAUCUGAAUAAAACUGGACGUCCCAUGGUUUACUCCUGUAGCUGGCCCGCAUAUCAGAUCGGACACAACCCCAACUAUACUGCUAUAUCGGAGCACUGCAACCUUUGGAGAAACUUUGAUGAUAUAGAGGAUUCCUGGGCGUCCCUUCUCUCUAUCAUUGAUUUCUAUGGAGAUGAUAAGGAUAAGUUUGGUUCAGUUGCUGGCCCAGGGCACUGGAAUGAUCCGGAUAUGUUGAUAAUAGGGAACUAUGGUCUAUCUGUGGACCAGGCCCAGGUUCAGAUGGGGAUGUGGUGUCUCAUGGCCGCUCCUCUUAUCAUGUCCAAUGAUCUGAGAAAGAUGAGACCGGAGUUUGCGGAGAUAUUGCUCAACCGGGACGCAAUUAAGAUAAAUCAGGAUCCUCUUGGAGUACAGGCAUCAAGAAUUCUGAGACAGGGGUAUAUAGAUGUUUACAGUAAACCUAUUCUUCCCUCCUAUCAGAACAAGUAUUCUGUUGCUAUCGGUUUCUUGAACCGAUGGACCUCUGGAACUCCUAUCCGGGUUAGUUUUGCUCUCUCCGAGCUCGGAUUAAACCAUCCUUCUGGAUAUUCAGCAUUCGACAUUUUCUCCGGAAAACCGCUGGGAAAUUUCUCUCCAAAAUCAACCUUUACGGCCGACGUAAACCCAUCAGGAUUCCUCCUGGUUCGGUUUAAUCUUCUCCCUGGUCGAAUAAGGAAGACAGGCUCCAGGUCAGAGAUAGGAAAACUGAACCUUCAGUUUCCAGGUCUUACUGGAUGGAAAACAGAACUUUAAUUCUCCAUCUUUAAUCGUUAAAUAAAUAUAUUUUAAAAAUCCUUUCUUGAA
Eurytemora carolleeae is the source of this 1458-nucleotide messenger RNA. Its product is annotated as alpha-N-acetylgalactosaminidase. Gene Ontology annotation, biological process: glycoside catabolic process; glycosylceramide catabolic process; oligosaccharide metabolic process. The transcript is spliced from 12 exons. Bases 100 to 1407 code for a protein of 435 amino acids. The record is from RefSeq and is a predicted model, not a curated record. Lineage: Eukaryota; Metazoa; Arthropoda; Copepoda; Calanoida; Temoridae. Gene Ontology annotation, cellular component: cytoplasm. Gene Ontology annotation, molecular function: alpha-galactosidase activity.